UUCUGGAGAAAUUAUUAACUUCUCCAGAAUUUCUGAUGCAUUUCAGGCUCUUCCUUGGGAACAGGUGAACUCUUUUUUGUGGGGAGAGUCAGUGGUCUAGAGGGUCUGGAGGCAAGAAGUGUGUUUUGCCUCACAAAUGGAUGCCAUCUUUGUUGGACAGCCUACAGAACAAAGCUGCCACUCUUUCAUAGUAAACAGGAGCAAAUGAGAAGCUGAAGGUGCGGGAUUGCCAUUUCUUACACUUUGGCAACACUUCCGUUUUCCUUGAGCUAAACUUUGGGCAAAUGGAUUACUGUUCCUUAACUGAUAUUUGGGUGGGUUGCUGGAAGCUAGAUCAGUUCUAUGGGUUCUGUUGGCAGUUUCUGCUCUGCCCUGAGUUGUGAGUCAAAUUUAUUGUUUGCCACCGAUGGCCAUUUCAGUAUUAGUCACAAAAGACUAAUCAUAAAGUGUAAUCAUAAAAUUCAGAAGGAAUGGGCACCAAAACUAAAAAACGUUUUAGUUAGCAAUUCCUCUCAGCAGUAAGCGCAAAACAUUUGGAGAACCAUUUUCUGCCCACCACUCCUACAAGCUCACUUAUAUCAUCCAGCCACCAUCUAAUUGUGAAUUUGUCUGAUUGACCUAAAAGCCCUGGGAAAACAAAAUGAAACAAAACACGACAAAUGAAGCCCUAGGUGAAUAGUGGUUAAGACAAGAGCACUGAACAGUAUCUUCAGUCUGCCCUAAUCCACACACUCGAAGAAAUGGUUCACAUGGCACACCAACCAGGUGUAUGUGUUGUGGGUUGUUAUUGGAUCAUAGUUUCUGUUGUAUAACCCCAGCCAAGCUAACAAGCCAUGGUUUGUUGAUCACAAGCAACCCACGUUCAUUACUGACCACCAAUCAUGUGUUCUUACUGUGGUACUUCAUGAUUAGCAAACUGUGGUUUAUUAGGUUUAUUUCUCAUGAGACAGCAACCCCCAGUUCAGCAACAACCUAUACUCAGCCCCUACUCUGGGUGGUUAUAGUACGUGUGUGACUUCAUACAUGUUCAUUUACUGGCUUGCUGACAAAUUUUCCAGCCAGAUAUUCUUUGGAAUCUGACCUGGGUAAAAAUACUGCUUUUUACACCUGCAAAUUCUUGAACAUCUUACAUGAGGGAAGUGCAUCACCCUUUAAUGUUCUCUAACAUUAUCUAACAAACUUGAAACAUGUUUGGGAAUGGUUGAAAUCUUUUAGGUGGGUAGGAGUUUCCCCACUAGAACAAACUUCCCUGAAUACCUUCAGAGAAUGAAUGGCAUGCUGAUAUUUCCGCCAUGUUUCUUCCCAUGGAUGGCCUGCUGUUUGUAUCUGGUUGGGCCAUGAGCAAUAUACACAGGAACAGAGGUAAAUUACAAGCUCUUUGGAGGAAAUAGCUUGACCUUCUGUAAUCUUAACCUAAUGCCAUCAAAAUAAGCUAGAGACUUCAUAAGCUCUCUCCUUAAUGGCCGACAGCAAGUUCGUCCUGAAUGAGCUCAGUUAUUUUCUUAAUGAGAAAAUAUUUAAAUGAGGGAGUGAAUUAUUUUUCUGUGGAUCAAAUAGAUUGACAGUAUACAUUAAAAAGCAUUUUAUGUUAUAUAUGUCAGGAAAAUCAAACUUGAAAUACUGGGGUGGGUUGCAUGACAGGACAGCCCUCAGCAGGUUAGUUGAAUUGUGGUGAGGUUGUGGCAUGUGUACGUCUGCCAUUUUACACGUGCGAGCCCUGCUCGGGGACAGUUGUGUCAUGCACACCCAGUGAGCAUGGGUUAUGGGAGGGUUAAAGAACCCCACAAAGUCCAUGAUCUGCUUGAAAUAGCCCACAACAAGCCCCUGUGUGUGUGGUCUGUAAUCUGUCACUAAGCAGCUUAAGUGCAAAACCAAACUUUCUUCCUUGGUUUAUGUGCAGUUUGCAGAGUAUAUUAUGGUAUCAUUUUUUUUAAGUAUGACACCUAAAUAUGGUCUGGAGGCUGUGUGCAAAACUACCCUUCUGUUUAUGUAUAUGAAGAAGUUUUGCUUACCUUUUGUAUGUGCUAACUGGGAUAGUUCAUCUUUGUGAAAAAGCUUUGCUACUAAUUCAUGUUUUACAAAUCUCUGUGUUUUUACAUAAAGGUACAUUACUAACACUGCACAGAAUGUGAGCAGACAGACUCCUAACCAUGGUUAAGAGAUCAAGGGCAGGCUACAGGGCCGUAUCUUCCCUACCUCUCCCCUUUUAGAAACUCAUUCCUCCCUCCCAUCUUAAAUUCUACCACGUGCUUCAUUUUCAGCCUGAUUAAGUAAGCUUGAGGCUUUACCAGGAUUCAUUCUUAUGCAGAAUCCCAAACUUUUCUUGGAUGCUUCCUAAGUAAAACCUGGUUAACUGUUCCGUCACUGCUGAUGAACUGCUUAACCACAGUUGAGAGAGAUGGGGGGAAUUUGUAUCCAAGAGAGAGAAAGAAGAUCGUGGUUGCCUGUCCCUUUCCGGAUCUCCUUAACCGCAGUUAAGUGUGUGUCCACACCUGCCCUAGCAUAGAGUUGAAGCAUUCUACUUUGAGUGGAUAGAGCUGUCGCUUGUCUUGCUUCAGUAACCUUCUAGCAGAAGCACCUUGUAGUUGUGUAUUGGAGCACCGCAGAUGGAAUGUUAGAUUGACUUCUAACUUUGGCUCUCUGCCAGGCACUAAGGGAUGGAAACAAACUCGCCCAGAUGGAAGAGGCUCCCCUUUUUCCUGGAGAAUCCAUCAAAGCUAUUGCUAAAGAUGUCAUGUACAUCUGUCCAUUUCUUGGAGCCAUCAGUGGUACUCUGACAGUGACGGAUUUCAAGAUGUAUUUCAAGAAUGUGGAAAGGGAUCCGCAUUUUGUUCUUGAUGUUCCUUUGGGAGUGAUAAACAGGGUUGAAAAGAUUGGAGUUCAAAGCCACGGAGACAACUCUUGCGGUUUAGAAAUAGUUUGCAAGGAUAUGAGAAACUUGCGGUUUGCUUAUAAACAGGAAGAACAAAGACUAGAGAUUUUUCAAAACCUCAUUACACGAGCAUUUCCUAUUUCUCAUCGACUGCCAUUCUUUGCAUUCAGCUAUAAAGAAAAAUUUCCUGUUAAUGGCUGGAAAGUUUAUGAUCCAAUGGCAGAGUAUAAGAGACAGGGUCUACCCAAUGAGAGUUGGAAAAUAUCCAAAAUUAACAGCACAUAUGAAUUUUGUGACACUUAUCCUGCCAUUCUGGUUGUGCCAACUAGCGUAAAAGAUGAUGACCUCUCUAGAGUAGCAGCAUUUAGGGCGAAAGGCAGAGUUCCAGUGUUGUCUUGGAUCCAUCCUGAGAGCCAGGCCACGAUCACACGUUGCAGCCAGCCUCUCGUAGGUCCGAAUGACAAGCGCUGCAAAGAAGAUGAGAAGUACCUGCAGACCGUCAUGGAUGCCAACGCUCAGUCACACAAACUCUUCAUCUUUGAUGCCAGGCAGAACAGCGUCGCUGAUACAAAUAAGGCAAAAGGAGGUGGCUAUGAAAGUGAAAGCGCCUAUCCAAAUGUGGAGUUGAUCUUCUUGGAAAUCCCAAACAUCCAUGUGAUGAGAGAAUCGCUGCGUAAGCUGAAGGAAAUUGUUUACCCCACGAUUGAUGAGUCUCGCUGGCUGUCCAGUGUGGAGAGCACACACUGGCUGGAAUACAUACGGAUGCUUCUUGCUGGGGCAGUACGAAUCGCCGACAAAAUUGAGUCCGGUAAAACAUCAGUCGUGGUGCACUGUAGUGACGGCUGGGACCGUACAGCUCAGCUUACCUCUUUAGCCAUGAUUAUGUUGGACAGCUAUUACAGAACGAUCAAGGGCUUUGAAGUCCUCAUAGAGAAAGAGUGGAUAGGCUUUGGGCAUCGGUUUGCGAUGCGAGUAGGUCACGGAGACGAUCAUCAUGCUGAUGCUGACAGGUCCCCCAUCUUCCUUCAGUUCAUAGACUGUGUGUGGCAAGUGACAAAGCAGUUUCCUGCAGCAUUUGAAUUCAAUGAGCUGUUUUUGAUCACCAUUCUGGAUCAUCUUUAUAGCUGUCUCUUUGGCACCUUUUUAUACAACUCUGAACAUCAGCGAAUAAAAGAGGAAACAAGCACAAAGACAGAGUCUCUGUGGUCCUACAUCAAUAAUCACCUUGACGAAUUCAGUAACCCUUUCUAUGUGAACUAUGAAAACCACGUCCUGUAUCCAGUUGCCAGCUUAAGCCACCUGGAACUCUGGGUAAACUACUACGUGCGGUGGAAUCCUCGAAUGCGGCCCCAGGUGCCAAUUCACCAGAACCUAAAGGAACUCCUUGCCAUCAGAGCUGAGCUCCAGAAGAGAGUGGACGAACUGCAGCGGGAAGCGGCGACACGGUCCAUCUCUUCGUCGUCGGACCGGGGCUCCUCUCCCGCAGCCACACCAGUGCACACUUCUGUCUGAUGUGAGCCCAAGCUCAAGGUGCAGUUGUGGAGACCUGCCGACUGGCAGAGGUGCCCUUCUCCCGCAUGCCCUGGGGCAACAUCCUUUCCUCCUGCCGUGUCUCUGGAGGCCAGAACUGCUCCCUCCAGGGAACACGGUGGAGGCGGGUGCUUGCUAGUUUUUUCUAACGUGUCUUUUUGAUGUCUAGCGGAAUUUACAGUGGGAAAGCUAGCCGUGUCUCAGGCGACCUCCAGCAACGCUGUUGGAAACCAGGUCCACGUAACGGUGCGAACGGCUUGCUGGUCUGGCUCCCAGAGAGAUGCCCCAAAGGCCUGGCUGCCACACCUGCAGUGCUCAUAAUUCCCGAAAGGGGAGCCUCCCGGUUUCCCUGGUACUUAACAUGCUUUUCAAAGCCGUAGGAAGUACUAUUUCUUGGGACAGAUAGAGCUGACCUGAUGCACUUUGAAAUGAUUUAAUUUUUUAAUACUAUAGUCAGUUGUAUAUUUUGGAUAAACAUGCCAUUAAACAAUGAGCAGGAUUUGCCAAGCAUGAAACAGCCAGUGGUUGUAAAAUAAUCGUUUUGAAGCCUGGAUGACCAAAUAAUACUUUUCCAACUUUUCUGCAGUUAUUGUCCACUUGCCAUGUCACUGAGGUAUAUCAAGGGACUUGUUCAGUUUGCCUUUUCACGUAACUAGACACUGAAAUGUGUGAACUGCAGAUGCAAGUACUUUAUUGUAUCUUGUUAAAAAUCUGUUUACAUGAUUUCUUUCUUGUUCUUACUGCAUACAAGUCUAUGCAAGGCCAAACACUCUUUAAGUAGUGCAUAUGGACAAUAUUAUUUUCAAACAUUUUUCAGACACCAAUAAAUUGUAUUUAUGAUGGCAGAUAAAACUUUUUAGGCAAAACAAUCGUAAUUGGGUUCCUUGAGACAAUAAAGGCCAUUGUGUUUUUGUAUUAGCUGUUUUAUAUGUUUUCUUCUAAGCAAGGUUAUUUCCUUUCCAUUUCCUAUAAAACACGGCGAUCGCCAACAUGGUUACCUCUGGCAGCACACGCUUAUGGCAGAUCUGGAGCAAGGCAAAUCGCAAGCUCCGGGGUCUUCCAGCUUGCCUCUUCCGCACCAUGCUGCUGCCUGCUCACUCCCUGGCUCAAAAGCUUGGCAAAACGGUGGGAAAGAGAUUGGUAGCUCCAUCUCCUAUUUGGACUUCAUUUGAGAUACGUUUGUCAAAAAGGCUAGCCGCCGUUUCUAUAAAGCAUGUUAGAUUCUCCCCCUCCUCCCUUUGAUCAGUGCUUACUCUAUGCCUACAUUAAAUUCUGGAAUUCAGGACAAGCCUUUAAGUGUGGGUGGCGAGGAACCACCCCGCCCAUUGCUCGCUCCUUCACACAGACUGGGCAUAUGUCUAGAGAGCAGCACAACUAAUUCUGUCUGCCUUUUCGUUGCUUGGUCUGCAGUUUCUUCGAGCAGCAGCUCCAUCUUGUCUUGUGUGAAAUCUCAGGAGCUAUUUAUGAUUCAGCAUGGGGAUCUUUUCAUAGAAAAACAUGGAACAUCCCACUUGGUGCAGGUCUUGGCAUCACAUGUUUACUUUUCAAGAUUACACACCAAUUGUGUUCUAGCGUUUAGAGUACUGGAAUGAUUGCAUGCAAGAGUGUUGCUUAGCCUACAUGUACAUUCUCUUCUACAAGAGCAGGCAAAACGGUACCCGCAGUUCAUACCCUUUUGCAGAAAAAAACACAAACAUUUGCACCCAUUUAAAAAGUGAAAAAACCCCACAUGUGGGCCUGGCCAGAAAUAUCUCAGGAUCGGGCUUGUAACACAGGGAGCCACCUGCGUUUACGAUUGCCUCAGGACUGUGCUCUCCAGGCUGAUCCAAGUGACCUGCCAUUCCAUAGGAGGGACUUUUCUUGUUGCUGAUGAGGCUAGAAUAGCAGCUUGUUAGUGUUGUGCAAAUGCACACCCACAGAGCACACACACAAUAUCGUUGUACAAGCCAGUCUUUCAUUUAUUGUUUUCCAGUUUGUGGUUCAGCAAUCGCGGUUGGAUCCCCCUCCCCCAUAAUUCUUAUAUGCACUUUAGCAAAAUGAGUCUGCCUUUGGACAGCGUAACACACAAUUUUCAUCUGGGACAGAUCAUGUCUGUAUUACCCAAUGGUAGAUAACGCAUUGUUUAAAUAAAAACUUGGUGUAUGGA
Messenger RNA from Varanus komodoensis (Komodo dragon), 6548 nucleotides. RefSeq names its product myotubularin related protein 1 (gene MTMR1). Lineage: Eukaryota; Metazoa; Chordata; Lepidosauria; Squamata; Varanidae. Gene Ontology annotation, biological process: phosphatidylinositol dephosphorylation. Gene Ontology annotation, molecular function: phosphatidylinositol-3,5-bisphosphate 3-phosphatase activity. Bases 2678 to 4384 code for a protein of 568 amino acids. The transcript is spliced from 14 exons. The record is from RefSeq and is a predicted model, not a curated record.